GCCCCCCCGUCAAGGCGUUCCCCCGACCCGCUCCUCCGGAAUCGGCACCUUGGGGAGAGGGAGAGAGAGAGAGAGAGAGACCCUCCCUCAACCCCUCUUCGUUCCCUCUAUCCCGCCCCUGUCGUGAUUGUCGUCGUCGUCGUCGUCGCCGCCGCUCCCAGCCAGCGGCCCGGACGGCUGACCGUCCCCCUCGUAGGAUGAGCGGCCGACCGGCCGACCCACCCACCGGCCACAACCUCUUGCAACCAGAGACUUCCUACAGCUGGGCGGCAGGAUGCAGGGCACGGGCUGCAGUGCGUGCAGCCGGGUGUCCGGGUCCAGGAUCUACACGUGGCUGCUAGGGACACUCUUCGUGGCUCUGGGCUCAAGUCGCAUCCUCCUCACGAAGCUCUCAGCCAACGAAGAGAACAAGUACGACUACCUUCCCACCACUGUGAACGUGUGCUCGGAGCUGGUGAAGCUGGUGCUGUGCACUCCGGUGGCGCUCUGGGUGGUCCGCAAGGAGGGCCGUCCGUGCCGAGCUUUGACAUGCACUUCCUGGAAAGAACUUGGAAACUACCUCAAGUGGGCCAUUCCUGCCUUCCUUUACUUUCUGGAUAACCUCAUUGUCUUCUAUGUGCUGUCCUACCUCCAGCCAGUCAUGGCCGUGCUGUUCUCAAACUUUAGCAUCAUCACCACUGCUCUUCUCUUCAGGAUCGUGCUCAAGCGGCAUCUCUCUUGGGUGCAGUGGGCUUCCCUGAUGGUCCUGUUUCUCUCUAUCGUGGCCUUGACCGCGGGCCCCGGGGACAACUCACCCACACCCCACCCAGCGGGGCCCGGGAUUCACCACGAAGCCCUAGCCCACCCGUCGGACUCCUGCCUCCUCCCAGCGGAGCCUGGGGGGCCGUGCCUCGGGAAUGCCACCUGCCCCCCGGGAGGGUGGUCUCUCAUCCCGGCCCAGUGGAACGUCACGGCCGGGGUUCUGCGCCACAUGCGCGUCAGCCUGGGCCAUGUGCUCAUUGUGGCUCAGUGUUUCAUCUCCUCCCUGGCCAACAUCUACAACGAGAAGAUAUUAAAGGAGGGGGGCCAGCUCACCGAAAACAUCUUCGUCCAGAACAGCAAGCUGUAUGUCUUCGGCACCUUCUUCAACGGGCUGACGCUGGCCCUGCGAGCCGACAGCCGCGGCCGGAUCGAGCGCUGCGGGCUGUUCCACGGCCAUAAUGCGUUCUCGGUGGCCCUCAUCUUCAUCACGGCCCUCCAGGGCCUCUCGGUGGCCUUCAUCCUCAAGUUCCGGGACAACAUGUUCCACAUCCUGAUGGCCCAGGUCACCACGGUGAUCAUCACCGCGGCUUCCAUUCUGGUAUUUGACUUCAGGCCCUCCCUGGCGUUCUUCCUGGAGGCCCCCACGGUGCUCCUCUCCAUAUUCAUCUACAAUGCCAGUCAGCCCGGCGAACCGCUGCCGGGCGGCCCCCGGCGAGAGCGGGUCCAAGAGGGAACUGGCCACCUCUGGGAGCGCUCCAGCGGGGAUGGAGAAGAGCUGGAGAGACUGACGAAACCAAGCAGCGACAUCGACUCAGACGAAGACACCCUCUAACCUGCCCGGGAAUUCCAGGGAUCCAAGCCAAAAAAUGCUGGUUGUUGAAGCUGCUGCUUCUUCGGGUUGGGCCCAGAAACCGGGGACUGGGAGGGCCCUCUUCCUUCAUUGCUGCGGAAACUCCGUCUUGUGUCUAGAACCAAAGUUUCUUGAAUUCCAGACAAUAUGGGGAGGCCACCAGGAGUCUGGAGUGAUGAAAUGGACUCCUCUGAGCCAAGUGACCUCUCAUGCGCUCACUCACACAAGGGUUCCCCCCACACACUACCAUCCUCCCCCCCUUCACAUCUCCCCUCCGUCCCCCAAGUCCUCCUCCUUUUGACUCCACUCCCGGUCCUGCUGCCCCUUAUGCCCUGGCCCGCUCGGCAUUUCUCUACUUCUUGAUGGCAUUCGAUCACCACUCCAAAGGGGACAACGGGUCCUGGGCUGUCUCUGACCCGUGACCAUCUAAUGGCUAUCGGGCAAAGGUUACAUCUGUUUCACAUUUGUUGUUGGUUGUGUUGGUUUCACAGAGGUUGUGUGGUUCCCAGAAUCCCCCCACAGAAGCGACCCAGGGGGCGAGGGGUGACCUACCACUCAGCUGGAAUGGGACCCUGGUGUAAACUGCUGUUGAUUUACACUGAUCCUCGCACAUUAAUCUGCCACAGUGAUGGAAUUAAUGGAGCAUUUUUCGAUUGUCAUCUGCCCGUUCUUUGAGUUGCCUCUGGGUUGGAAAGAGGCAGAAAGUUAUGAUUUCAGUUCUGAUCAAACCUAAAGUGAAAGCAUGCUGCAGGUGUGUUGGGCCAUGAAGACUCUCCAGGUGGAAGCUCUGGUCGAGGCGGGUGGCGAAGCCAUUUCCACUCUCAUUCACCCGGAAACUGCAGUGUCCCAUCUGGGUCACCUACAUCUCCCAGUACGUCUUGGCAGCCAGAAUGGCAAGCAGCCUCCGAGAUGUGUUCACACCCGAGUCCUGGGGUGGUGGCAAGGCCACCCUUUGGCCUUGGUCUCCCGCUCCCCUCUGGGGGCCGAGGGCUAGGCUCACCCCGCAGUUUGGGCUCCCGCUUCUCCGUGAGCCAGGAUCUACCACCACAAUGGUGAAUAGAGGCUCAGAUCUUCGUGCAUCAGCUAUCUUCAGUCUGGAUCCCUCCCUGGGGAAAUCGCCGGUACCUGCUGCCACUGAUGAUCCUGUACCCUCUGUUGGCCGUCCACCCUGCCACAGCCACCACUCCCCACCAGCCCACCCACCCAUCCCCCUCCCCUCUGCCAGCAGCCAGAGGGACGGGGGUCUCUACAAUCCCCCAGGUUCUAUGCGCGCCCCCUCCCCCAACGUCCCCCGGACUAUCAUCUGCGAUCUCUCACUCCUUAAUGGGUGCUUUCUUUUUGCUUUAAACAUGCUCCUCUCUCCUAUACUAAAAUGUCUCUUCUGGAUCCUUCUGUGUCCCCCAGCUCUUACCCCAUCUCCCUGCUCCCAUUCCUGCCCAGAAAACUCAGAUGGGCUGUUCACACCCAUUGCUUGCACUUCCUCUCCUCCAAGUCCUCCUUGACCCUCUACAAUCCUGUUUCUGCCCACUGAGCCCACUCCUAAGGACACUUAUGACCUCUUUUUUGCCACCGCUGAUGGAGUAUUUUAGCCUAAUCCUACUCAAACUCUUGACUACCUGGGUUUUACCAACAGAGUUCUCUCCUAAUUCUUCUCUUACCUUUCUGGCUGCUUCCUAGACUCUUUUUCUGGCCCUUCUUCUGCCUCUCACUCCUUAACUAUGGGUGCCUCUCACGUCUCCAUUCUGGUCCUCUUCUCUUGCUUUACACUCAACCCUUGAUGGGAAGGGUGAGGAAGGACGCAUUUACUGGCUCCCAAGGCUUUAGUAACAUCCUCUGUGUGAUCUCACAUCUACCUCACAGCCCUGUCUUCCCACCUCUGCUCCCAUCUCCCAUUUCCACUUAGCCCAGGAAGUCACACGAUGUUCUUGCCAGCAGCUUAAAUCCAGUAUGUAUGUCUAAAACUGAAGUCUUCAACUUCUUGCCUUUUCCAACAUCACCAUCCUCCCCACCUCCAAAACCCACAAUCUAGGCAUCAACCCUAAUGCCUCACUGUUCUUUCAGUCUGUCAUUUCCUCCAAAUUCCCCAUCCCUGUCCCUUCCUCCUCCAUUCAAGUGUCCAGCACCCCAGUCCAGGUGUUUAUCGUAUCCCGACUAGGUCGCAUCUCCCUGCCUCCCGUCUCUUCACUGUCCAGGCCAUACUUCAUUCUGCUGCUCAGAUCAUUAUUCUGAAAUGUCACUCUGCACACAUCUCUCCACUUGAAUUUUUCGUUCCUCUCAAAUUACCCUAGGCUUCAUCCUCCACUCUCCUGCCUCCAACCCCUUAUUCUCACACUUUCUCCUGCCUGGAACUCUCUCUCCCUUCAAGUCCCCCAGACUUCAGCCCUCCACAACGUAAAACCCUCCUGAAAUUCCACUUUUCCAGGAGGCCUUCCCAAAUUAAUUCUACUCCCCAACCAAAGUCUCAGGACAUUUGUGCCAUCUCCUUCUUGGGCCCAGACAAACACCAGCAGCACUUUGGUACAUAUCAACUUGCAGACUCUACCAUUUCAACAGUUUCUUACCCCCAUAUCCAUCUUACCAUUUUCUUCUUUCAUAAAUCAUUUCGUAGCAGUCUUCCACCAUUAGAUUGCCAGCUCCUCCAGAGCAGGGUUCAUGGCUUCUAUCUCAUUCGACUCCCCCAGGGGUUCUACACAAAGUAGAUGCUCAAUAAAUACCACUGGGUGUUUAUUGACUAGAAAAUCACAAGAAAGAGGGGAGAAACCACGAAUGCAAUAAUAGCAGCAGGAUCCAGGGUGAGAAGAAAAUACAGAAUCGAUCCUGCUGCCUGCCGGCCUGCCCUCCCAACCCUCCACCUUCCUGUCCACACACCAUCCACCUGCCUGCCUACCUCCUGUCCACCCACCCACCCGCCUGCCUCCCACCCGCCUGCCUGCCUCCUUUCCGCCCACUGCCCAUCUGCCCGCUGUUGAGAGAUGUUCAUAUAAAUGCUACUUAGACAAAGAGAGGUCACAGACCCACCCUGAAAGAGCCUCUGUAAAUCAGGUAAACCACUGGGCAGACAGAAAGCAAACUGCCCGCUGUGAACACAAGCCCCAAAACCACUUCCCUGAGACGACAACAACUUUGAAAAGCCAAAUGGAGUUUCGAAGUCAGUCGGGAACAAGUUCUUCCAUUGCUCUGCCCUUCCCAUCCUGCCAACUCCAAUAACGAUCUCAGACGAUCUAUUUCAGGCGGGCAGAGUCAACCCGUCCAGCAUCGACGGAAGCUCCGAAAGCACAUGGACACACAAUACUUCCUCCUCCAGAUGGCAGAGAAAGCAAAGCCCUGAAAUCAGAGGCUUCAAACGCUGGCUCUGACAGUGAUGGCUCCUGUAUUUUGAGGGGAACCAUUAAGCCUCUUGGCUAGCAUGUUGAAAAAUAAAAAUCAGCUGCUAGAACCUACACCCUUGAACCCACCCCACAGAACCCUGGUUUUCCACUGAAGCUCAGACUUGACGUGUUGCCAUUUCGGUGUGUUUCCAUUAGAGUUGCCAACUGCUGAGAAUGAUUUUUCGAGCAGACUGAAUAAAAAUGACUGACUUUCG
Messenger RNA from Ornithorhynchus anatinus (platypus), 5174 nucleotides. It is a transcript of the gene SLC35A5, whose product is annotated as solute carrier family 35 member A5. Gene Ontology annotation, biological process: pyrimidine nucleotide-sugar transmembrane transport. The transcript has 7 exons. The record is from RefSeq and is a predicted model, not a curated record. Lineage: Eukaryota; Metazoa; Chordata; Mammalia; Monotremata; Ornithorhynchidae. The coding region runs from base 275 to 1573 and encodes 432 amino acids. Gene Ontology annotation, molecular function: pyrimidine nucleotide-sugar transmembrane transporter activity. Gene Ontology annotation, cellular component: Golgi membrane.